CUAAAAUCCAAUAUGGAAGACACAAGUUGAAACUUGAGAGGUUGUUUACAAUUUUUUCGGACUAGUAGAUGGAUUCCGUAUUGGUUUGAUCAGAUGGCUACCAAAUUUAUGCCCCCUCAGUCAGCCAUGCAGCACAACAGCCAGUUCUACGACAGUGCCUAUCCAGCCUCUAGCUUCCAACAGAGCCAUGAUGGCCCUGGACAGAACGGGCGUGGUUUUGCAUUUCGGAAACGUUAUGAAAAGAUUGACUGGCGGCGUAUUGCCUCAAUUGAUAUUGAUAAUGUUGCAAGGACUUUGGACUUUAAUGCUCUUCAGGAUAACAUAAUGAAUAUCACAUUCUGUAACCUAGAGGGGGAACUGGAUAUUCGAAUGGUUGAUCCAAACUUUAUUAAGAUAUUCAAACUGGCACAACUUUCUAUUGAAUAUUUAUUGCACUCUCAAGAGUACCUUACUUCCAAACUAUCAUCAGUUGAUGGAGCUCUAAAGAAAUCAAAUGAAGAGCAUGAUGAGACAAAAGCGUCCUUGGUCAAGCUAAAGGAGGAACUAGCAGCUGUUAAGAAAGAAAGUCAUAAGAGGAAGAAGCUGCUUAUAGCCCAGCAACAACUUAUACACGCAGGGCCAGGCACAUACAAUAAGUGCCCAUUCUGCUCGAAGGCGUUUUUGAACAGUUCCUUCCUUCAGUCUCACAUCCACCGUCGCCAUGGCGGAGCUUCUCCUAGUGACCAGGCCACACCCUCUAGCAACCAGCAACAGCAAGAGCCUGGCCAGCAGGGGCCCCAACAGUUUAGCACAGCCCUUGAACAUGAGUUUGAGGAGAUCCGGGAGAGAUUACGUCAGACGGAGGGCCAGUUACAGCGUGAGAGAAAAGCGCGCAAAAACCUCGAAAAACAGCCUAAGUUUGCAGAGGCAGUAAAUAACCUUUCCCCUGAGCAGCAGUCUGAUCUUGAGAAGGUCAAGGCCAUGUUUAUGAAGGAGCUACGUGUGGCGAACCAGCGGAGCGAGGAGGCCGAGCAACGUCUAGCCGAGCUGACAGGCGGGGCAAAGAGGUCAAACCUUGGUGACAUGCAGGAUGACACGGAUAACGAGCGGGAAAUGUUACGCCACCAGCGGGAAGAGGUCGCUCAGCUCAGGGAACAGCUACAGGAUCAGAUGCACAAUGUGGAGUCUUCAGUUCAGUCCCAGUUUGAGAGGCAGGACGAGCAGUGGCAGCAGCGUGUGGAUGACAUGAAGAGACAACAUGGUCAGGAACUCAGGAAGUUGAAAGAGGCUCUAAACUAUACCAAACAAGACCUUGCUAGGAAGAAGGCCAGGGGAGAGAAUUCUGGCAUGAUUGAUCAACAACAGCAAGAGGUCGAGAGGCUGAUUAGGAAAGAAGAUGUGAAAUCAAAGUCUGCAAUAACCAAACAUCCAAAACUAGAAAGCUCCCCUCCAAUAGAGAAGAGCUCUUCUGAGGAUAAUAAUUCCUCCAGUGAGGAAGAGCAGGUCAAGCAAACUACAGAACAAGAACAGCUGAUUGAGGAAGAAAUGAGGCGGUCGGAUGCCCAGGCUGCUGCUGAAACACGUGUGUCACGUAUGGAGCCCAGCGACGAUGAGGAUGAGGACACGGAGCUGGGAACUGGCUCUGGUACCCAAUCUAGCUUCCAACGGUCCCAGACAGCAACUGCCAGGUCGGAGCUUACAAUUGGGACCGAGCGAAGUGGUGAAGUUACAUUGAGGACGACACAGUUCCUAGAAAAGCUACGGGCCAAUCCCUCCCUAAAAAUUAUGAGAGACGAGCUUGUAUCCCUCCUUCAGGAAAACCUUGAGAAGAUUGGCAUCGCACCUGGAACAAAGUGCAUUUCAAACGAGAUACUAGCCAGCAAACUUGCCCACCUUAGAACACGCAGACAGCAGCUUGCACAGAAACAUGGUGCCAUCUUUAGUGACCUCCGAGCCCAGUUUGACAACUUUGCAACAGCCCAGGCCCGGGAGAGGCUUAAGGCUCUCAAAAGAUCCCCACCCACUGGACCUUCUCGGCGACCAGUCAGCGGUACCCUGCCGGGCAGUAACCAGUCCAUCCCCACCUCAGGGUUCGGCAGCAGUGGGUCACAGGUCCGGGGCCCCAGCCCUAAACCUCGCCCAGCAGGCCCCACCCAGGGGAUGGCCCAAUCCUCACAGCAGGGGCCUAGAGCUCCUCCCAGGUCACACAGCCCAGUCCAGCGAGGUGCCCCAAGCCCACGGAGAACAGAGAGCCCAUUAAGGAAGAGCGCAGCGUCUAGCGCAGAGUACACAAGCACACAGUGGGACUCAGAAGAAGAUGAGAGCGAGUCAGAUGAGGAAGGACCAGCCUUCACACCUGUUCCGUCCAGGCCUGGAUUCCCCACCCCACAGAGCCGGCAAGCCCAGCCUGCUCCAGCACCUAGAUCACAGCCCAAAACCAUCCAGUCCAAACCCCUACAGGCAGAUGAUGACGAUGAUGAGGAUGACUGGCUGGAAUCGGACAGUGAGCUUGAUAUAGCGCCCCAGAGGCAGCCACCAAUGACUAGGACACCCCAGCCCAAGGGGGCUAAGGUAGCUGAGCUCUCAAAGACUAUUGAGAUGCAGCUUGCUGGUCGUACGGGGGAGAGAAAGCCGGCAGGUGCUGUAGAUACAAUGGGGACAUCUGGACAGAAGAAACCUGUCGAUGAUAUACUGGACUUUAAUUCUGACAGUGACUGGGAUGUGUCACCCGUUGAGGAUGAGGAAGCCCCCAUCCCUGGGAGACGAGCCCGGGCACCGGGAGGGGGUUCCAAAGGGGGUCAGGCAGCCAAGCCCAGGGGUGGGGCACAUGUAGAUGCCUCUGUAUCAUCUAAUACAUACGGGUCCAGUUUGUGGGGGUCUUCAUCUAAAGCCUCCAAUAAAACCUUGUCAUAGUCCUGUGUGGUGGAAGCACAGCGCCAGGUGCCCAAAGGUCAAACAGCAGGAACAGUUUUGUCUCCGUUACGGAUGUCAGUGAAGAGGAGGAUUCUGACCUUGACCUUGAAAAUGUUUAACUUGUUACCAAGGUUACAUCACUACUGUUUCGGAUAUUUUGGAUAGUUUGAACUUUCAACCCAGUAUAUGACUGACCUUGAUAGUUACGAUUUGACCUUGAAAUAUAAAAAUAAAUACUUGUAACUAGUUAUACUUAGGCCAUAAAAAUGGUUACUGUAAUGAUAAUAUUGAAAAAAUCUGGUAACCAUUAUUAUAUAAUGAAUUUGUUAAUGUUGUUUGUUAAUGUAUGUUUGUUAAUGUAUGUUUGUUAAUGUAUGUUUGUUAAUGUAUGUUUGUUAAUGAUUGGUAAUGCUUCAAAAUGAAUUGUGCCUUUUUUAGUUGGAAAAACAAUCAAAUAUCAAAUGUUAAGAUAUGAAUUAUGUUUCCUUCAUUUCUAUUGGUCACUUAAUAGAUAUGGUGUUUGGAAUCGACAUUGAUUUUUAAACACAAACAUGAAUAUAUGUUAUAAAUUAAGCAGUCUAUUUUUAGCUAAGCAUUUUUAUUUAGCAGUUCUUCAAGAUUUUUAAUGUAAGAUAGUGUUGUUGUUUUUAAAGUUGAAUGCAUGUUAUGAUUAAAUUCAUAAAUAUCUGCUUUAAAAAAUCUACAGGUUUAUGCAGCUGUUUGCAAAAUGAAAAGAAGUGUGUUGUAAAUUGUGGAUGUAUAUAUUUAUUUUUGUAGAAAAGUGCAUUAUAAAAAAAUGUGAUAUUUAUACCUGUUUAUGAAUGUUGUUUAAGUAUUGAAUGUUAACUUUUACACUUGAUAAUGAUUUUUUGUUGUGUGCUAUAUUUAUGUUUAUCUUUUAACUUACUAGUUAUUACUGGUAAAGCCAGUAACGGUGAAUCAUUGAAGUACUGGGCCGGUAUUCUUAAAGUAUAUUAAGUCAUUCCCUAACUUAAAUCUUGUUUCUUAGUUAAGUAUCUUACUGGUCAUAUAAUUUAAGAACUAAGUUAUGUCUGAAGUACUUCAUUUUCAGUAAUUCUAUGAAAUAUAUGUACUAAUGUCACACACAUUUUAGAAAAGUUAAGAAAUGACUGUAGAUGUUUUAUGACCCUGUUCUAUUUGUAUAUACAAGUAUGAUUUAUAUACCGGUAGUUGUUAUGGCUUAAACUAUUAUUAAUGUUGUGAAAUUCCAUAACUGUGUCUUAAAGUGUGACUCAUAUAAAAAGUUAAUUGCUUCACACAGACCAAUAAGAGGCAAGCAUUUUGUGCACUCUAUUUUGGUUAUUUGUUCAUGUGACCGAUUCAAUUCAUAUAUUGGGCCAUGAUGCCAUACUUCAUGUACUUCCUACAGGAAUUUCAAGGAUAUACUUUAAGUCAGUUAAAGUUCAUUUAUUACAAAAUAAAACAAGUUAUUCCUACAGUCGAUGUCCCUCCAGUGGACUUAAUUUGUUUAAUUUGUUAUGCAUGAACUAUCACCUAAAGCUAAUAAAGACAUUCUAUGUUUUAACAUUGUCAUGUGUUAACCCAAUAAUGGAGUGGAUGGAAAAAAUUUUAAGCCAAUUAAUUUAAGCAAUAAAAGUAUUUUUAUCAAUGAUUUGUUUAAUGGUCUUAAUGUGAGGCAUUUAGGCUUCAUCUUAUCUUUGUACAGCUUUUUAUAUGUUCUUUAUCUUUUUGUUUCUUGUGAUACGAUUCUUAAGUGUGCUUGUUUUACUCGUAUGUCAGAUAUAAUUGUAUAACUUCUUAUCAUUAAUUUUUAUCUAUUAAAAUUUGCAUGUUGGUUUUUCAAAAGCAUGCUUUACAUUAUAUGAAACAUUUAAUGUUAUACUGACAAAUAAGUCUAGGGUUGAAUUACAGAAACAUUUUCAGAUUGAUUUUAAUAUUUUUACCUAAGUGUAUAUCUUUAAAUUUCUACAUUCUUCUAGAAACUUAUGCAUGUUUUAAUAUUCAGAAUAUUUUUUAAGCAUAGCACUUUCUUCCUGUGGAACAACAAUUGAGGAAAUUCUUGAUUUGAAGACAAAGAUAUAAUUUUAGCUUAAGACGCUUGUGUAAUAUGGCCCCUAUUUCAAACAAAUAUUUAUGAUCUUAUUUUCUUAAUCUUUUUUUUCUGAAGAAACAGGUUGUGAGCAGUUUUUAUAUGUUUUAAUCUUGCGACAGAUACUCAUUCAUUGACCGUUUCACUAAAUUGUGAUAAAUUAUCAGAUAUCUUUCUUAAAGUGUUUGUAUAAACUUUAACUCAUAAAAAAACAGAUACUCAUAUGAUCCUGCCUGCAUCGGCACGAUGCAUUUCAGCUAUUCUGUCCAUAUAUUGAAUCUCUCAUUAUUUCUUUUUUAUGCCAAAGCUUUGUUCUAGUAUAUAAGCCAAAUAUAAUUCAUUUUCAAGUGUAUUUACAAUUGAUAUUUUUUUAAUUAAAUGUGCCAUUAUUUCAGUAAGCAUAGCAAUGAUAAUGAUUCAACUGUAGUGAGUGCCUUUUACUUGCAACGUAAUUAUUUGAAACAGAGUUUAAACUUCAAUGUUUGAAGGAGAAUUAUCAAAAUUUUGAAAUUUGAUUCAUCUUUAUAAAUUAAGAAAUACAUUGCUGCAUCUUGGGUUGUAUUCAAUAAACAACUUAGGUAAAUAUUAUGGUCGUACAUUAUUGAGUUAAUUCACACUAUUGGUCAGUUAAUAAUAACAAAUAAUCUGAUUAGUUACAUCAUUCUUAGAUCCAAUGAAGACCAAUCUUGAAUACCAGCCCAGGGGUGGUAUUCAAUAUUAUGCAACUUAAGUAUAUUUUAUGGUCUUAUAUCAUUGACUCCAUUCACUGAAUAUGUCCGGUAUUUAUAUCAUGCAAUCUGAUUAGCUACAUUGUUCUUAGAUCCAAUAAAGACCAAUCUUGAAUACCAGCCCAGGUUACAUGUAUGUGGUAAAAUUUAAUUUGUUCAUUCAUAUUUGUAUAUGGUUGAUAAGAAGUGUGAGAUUCAUCGCUAUCAUUUUUACUUGUUUGGAUAGUAGUCAAACACAUAGAACAUUAUCAGUGCAUUUUGCUGAUAAAAAUUGGAUAUUACAAAACAAGAGAUGAUGAGUAGUCAUAGUGGCUAGACUUUUUUUCUUUCAAGAGAAAUUAUUAACUUAUUCUCUGAAUAUAUACUGUACCGGGCCUGUUUCAAUAAGAUAUCUUUUAAUAGUUGUAAACCUUACACUGUGUAAUAGAACUCGGGGAGACCUGUAUAAUUAAAGGCAGAAUCUUUACGACAUUUAUUAUGGUUUAUGUCAAGAAUGGGGUUAUGCCUGGUUUACGCCAAGAAUGGGGUUAUGCCUGGAAAUUUACGAUCUUAAGUCUUAUGAUCUUUAUUGAAAUGGUGCCCAGCUGUUUACAUAUCAAUUACUCUCAUAUGCACUCAUUCUUACCGUCCAAUGAUUUCUAAUACUAAUUAUAUCAUUGUAUAUGUUAAACGUUUAACAAUUUUAAAAUAAUGUUGAAUGGUUUAUGAUGAAAUUUUGUUUUAAUGUUUUAUGUACUAUUAUUAAUGUUUAUCAUUGGUACUUAAUAUUUAUGAUAGAAUUACAACUUUUAUGUUAUAUUUAAUAUCAAUUCAUUGUAUACCGGUAUGCUGUAUAUAUUCUUUUUUGUGGUUAGUGCUUUAACUUAAGGCAAGCCAUCCAUCACAAGGUAGCAAAUAUGUGAGUGCAUUUUAGAUAUUGACAUCAAGAUAAAUACUAUGUUUAACUUAAUAAUAUUUUAUUGGAUGAAUGUAAAUACAAUGUAACAAUCAAUACAACAUAAACAGGUUUACAUAGAAUUUGAGACAAAUAGUUAAAAAGGGAUUGGGCAACGAGUUGUACCACUAGUAGUUAUGGCCCACUCCCAAAAUAUCAAAUUAGUUGCCAAGGAAAGAUGUGUUCUUUAAAAGUGAGAGAGUAAUGAAGUAUAUUGCUUAUCUGUUUAUCUAUGUGUAAUUUAUAGUGAUAUCAAACCAUUAUACUAAUUUUGCAGGUAUUACAUUUUAUAGCACCAUACUGAUGCUACUGUAGUGAUAUGAUAUAUGAAAGGGAGGUAAUCAAACAUAAUUUACUAUGAAUGUAUAGCAGCUUGAUUAGUUGGUAAAUAAUGUUAUGCUUAUAUAAAAACUUUUGUUGAAAACUUUGAAAAUAUUUGAAUUUAACAUUUUGUAAUUUUACCAAUAUAUUUAUUUGUAUUAAUGAUGGAUGGCUUACCUGAAAGACAGAUUCUAUUGUUUUAGCUGUGAAGAAUGUCAACAUAUCAAACACUCAUAUAUCCGUCCUGUUUUAUUGUUCCUGUAACGGUAUAGACAGUCCAAUGAACUAUUAUAUAAAUGUAAAGAGAAAGUUAUCUAGCGCCUACGAUUAAGGGGAAAUGGAGCCAUUCUAUCUUUGCCCCUAUCUUGAAGGUCAAGGUCACCACGACCUUCUGAACUAAUAAUGUUAUGCUAUGGAAGCCUUACUGAUAAUAGUAUAUGUCUGGUAUAUAUCCCUUUCAUGAUCGUGUUUUUUAAUUAUUUGUUUAUUCAUCGUUUUGAAAUAGAUAGUUUGAAUGGAAAAGUUACUCAAGGUGAAUUAUCAAUUUCAGAUUUUAAUUCUUUUUUUGACACUUGUUAAGUGAAUUUUCUGGUCUUAAGAUAUAUGGUCGUAGGCUUGUUGAUAAAAUGGCCCCAAUGUUUGUAUGAGCAUUGAGAAGUUUAAUUCACAUUGCCAGUUUGUUAGCAUUUGUUUAUAAAUACUUUUAAUGUUAAAUUGUAGUUUUAUUAUAUUAUCUGAUAGUUGUAGCAUGUUAGAUCGGUGAUGUACAUAUUCUUACCUGAAAAAAGAAAGAAAAUGAACGGAUCUAUA
Molecule: messenger RNA, 7756 nt
Organism: Mya arenaria
Lineage: Eukaryota; Metazoa; Mollusca; Bivalvia; Myida; Myidae
Product: cilium assembly protein DZIP1L-like
Exons: 25
Coding region: 94-2892 (932 amino acids)
Biological process (GO): cilium assembly
Cellular component (GO): cytoplasm; ciliary basal body
Source: RefSeq, a predicted model, not a curated record